Messenger RNA from Haliotis rubra (blacklip abalone), 1135 nucleotides. RefSeq lists its product as uncharacterized. Lineage: Eukaryota; Metazoa; Mollusca; Gastropoda; Lepetellida; Haliotidae. The record is from RefSeq and is a predicted model, not a curated record. Bases 54 to 695 code for a protein of 213 amino acids. The transcript is spliced from 4 exons.
UUCUUCACCACACGUUUCGGAAGUGCUCUUCGUCACUUCUCAAAGACUGGACCAUGGCGCUCCUACGACUCCAGCUGCAUCUGUCUCUGGUGCACUUCCUCCCCUCGGACAUAGCUCCACCAACAAAUGUGGACAACGUGUUAGACUGCUUCAGCUCUUGCUUGAGAUACCAGCAGUGUGUCUCCCUGAUUUACGACAGGAACAACAAACAGUGCUACACCUAUCCAGGCAGGCUUGAAGUUCCCUUCUGGGGAGCUGACAUCAAUACUGACUUGGACAUUUACAACACCAACAGAGAUGGAUAUGGUUGUCCAAGUCAUCUUGGAUAUGAUUUUAAUUCCACGGUGAAUGCGUGUUUCAAAAUACAUGAUGACGUUCAAACGACGCACUUUAAUGCUGCUAGCAUCUGCGUCGCCGACGGUGGUCAUCUCAUCAGAAUCAAUUCAAGUGCCAAGGAUGAAUUCUUGUCUGUCGUUUGGCCAACUGGAUCUGUUCAUGUCGAUGGCGCGUGUAGAGGGGACGAAGGCUGGAUUUACUCGAAUGGUGACAACAUAACCUACUUCAGGUGGAGGCCAGGUCAACCAAGUGACACCUGCGGCGUUGGAUGGUGGAGGUGUCUGGAAGCAAACUCGUCUGGUUGUAACGACGUCUCAUGUUACCUUCUUAUGCCAUUUAUAUGUGAAAUCGACAUAUAAAGCAGUGUAUGGUACACGAUUUGUAAUUUUACAAAUGAUUAAUCAUUUGGAUCAAAGUGAACCGUAUACAACAAUAGCUUGUCAUCGGUACGUUUUCUCCUCCUUCAUUACUGUUCAUUUUGGCGGUUAACCACUUCGAUAACGAUCGUUACAAACAACACGCAGGUAUCCUCAUGCUUUAUUGCCCUUUAUCAUUCAAACAUUAGAGCUUACUUUAAGCAUGGCCUUUAUCAUGAUUUGAAUGUUGUUUUCACAACUUAAAGACUGACGCAUGUACGUGCCUACAUCACACGGCUUAGGCAAGCCGACUAAAUGACUAAAUUGUAUGUUAGGUAUUGUUGGUGAACUAAGCUUUUUGCUUUGUUGUAGGGGUUUUAGUGGGAAGAAGAGUAUAUGGAGAAGCUCACUGAUCCACUGUCUGCUAAUAUCAAUUAUAUCAA